AUGGCGUCCCAAACACCAGACCCAAAGACCUAUUAUGGCUAUCUAUUUAAGGAGGAUAGGGAGCCGACCGAGACGUUAGAUGCCCUCUUGAGGGCCAUCGCCCGGUAUAUAAGUUUGGAAAUCGACGAUAAGACGCAGACCAAAUUAACACCCAAGAAAAUAGCAGCAUACUACCGUGCUGCUGGCGGCAAUUAUGACAGCUUAUUCCUCAGCAUGGAGGGCGAGACGAUAUCUUACAUCUUUAGUACAAUUGGAUGCCAGCACACGCUACAACCAGUUCCCGAAGACGACUUCAGACCUCCGUGCAUACCAGCUCUAACGACCCGUGGCUUCGUCCGAUGGCAGUCUGUCGAGCUGCUGUUGUCGCCGUCCAUAAACGUUCCGCUUCUCCAGUUCGCAGUAGAAAACUGGCACCUGAAGCAUCCCGAUACCGGGGAGCCGUUCCCUUCUCCGCUACCGGCCGAGGCCUUCCCGAGUGAGCCCGACAAGAAGAUUAAAAAAUGGUGGGAGGACAAGUUGGAGUCGUUCAGGGAGCAUGACCCAUCCGCGGAAGAGGGGCCAGAACCGGAACCAGAACCUGAGCGAGAGCCACGGCCACAUGUCAAAACGAAAUCGCCCAGUUCGUCCGGAUCGCGGACCUCCCCACGGCGAGCGAGAGCUGUCCACGUGAGCAGCAGCGAUGAGUCGGCGGAGAGCGAGCCUAUUAGGGGCCGGCCAAGAGGCGCUGGAGGCGUCAACUAUGUCUUUGCCGAGCGUCCGGCCCCAAGGCAUCAUCCUGAUACCUUCGUCUCUCCCACGUUCAAGGACGAGCACAUCCCCCAGAGGCGUAGGAGCCUUUCGAUGCGCACAUCGCCCACUAGGCGCCGGUCCCCCGAUAUCCCCCGGCAACGACCUUUGAGGAGGAAGCCUAGUCCCAAGGUUGCGCCCGUCAUAAUCCCUUCAGACGAAUCGCCAAGCCCGACGAUGCGCUCGAGAGCAACUUAUGGCAGCGAUCCAACGCUACACAAGCUCCCUCUGCGGUCCUCCGUCCGCCAUGUACCGCCUGGACACGGAUCGCCUCACCAUGGGUCACCUCACCAUGGGUCGCCUCGCAGGGGUUACUCGCCUGGCUUGCGACCCCCUGUUGAUACUAGGCACGACGAUAGACGGAAGAGUUUUCCAUUUGGGGGAGUAGAUAAGCUGAUGAACACAGUCUCGAGCAUGCUCUCAAGAACCCCCGAAAGGCGGCGGAGUUCAUCGAGGACAAACUUGCACGGGGCAAACAAUUACAGUCGCGAUGACGACUACGGACACCGCCUUGAUCGACACUCACCUGAUGCCGACGACUCCGACGCCGAUUCUUCUGAGAGAGGGCGAAGGCGUAGGCAGAAAGAAUGGGAGAGGGAUCGAGAUCGAGAUCGGUUCAGGGCGGAGCCGCGUGGCAAAGAGAGAUAUGAUCUGGAUAGAGACCGCGAUUACGAGAGAGAUAGAGACGGACUUCGAAAUAGAGGUGAUGGCCUCCGAGAGAGGGAUCGAGAGCGCGAGCGCGAGAGAGACCAUAUUUACGACGAUAGACCGCUACGGCCGGCGCCGCGCAGGGGGAGUCCGUACCGGCGCAUGACAAGCCAUGAUGCAGAGAGGAGGCACCCACCGGAUGAUUGGAUGGAGUUCGAGGCAGAGAGAGGUGCACCGAGGCAUGGGCCUCCUAGGAGGCGGAGAGAAGGGCACGCCUAUCGUGAUGGCAGAGACUAG
Messenger RNA from Scedosporium apiospermum, 1731 nucleotides. RefSeq lists its product as uncharacterized. The record is from RefSeq and is a predicted model, not a curated record. Lineage: Eukaryota; Fungi; Ascomycota; Sordariomycetes; Microascales; Microascaceae. The transcript is spliced from 3 exons. The coding region runs from base 1 to 1731 and encodes 576 amino acids.